UUAAUACAUGCACCCGCCUAGAUCCAGCCCUCGAUACAUCACCGGCACCUCUCCUACGAACCCUCGAGAAAACACCAACGAAGAGAAACCACCCUCAUCAUCAUCAUGGUCCUGGAGCGCGGCCUACCGCCCCGCGUCCGCCCCGCCUGACCCUACUCCCCGAUCCUCGCGGCGGCGGCCCACCCAGCCCUCUACCCGACCCCCCGUACCCGCCUCGCGGCCCUCGAACCGUCCCAUCGUCUCCCCGUCCAACACCAGUGUGAACGUCUGGUGCGACGCCAUGUUGACUGUCUGCGGCGUGAGCGCCACCACCAGCACCGCGUCCCCCAUGUCCACCUCGACGACCACCACCCCCUCUUGGAUGGACGUUCAUAGCAGGCUGAAUGAACCCACCUCUUCCGCCCCGCCCGAAGCGGAUCGCAGGCGGAACGAGCGAGAGCGACGAGAGACCCGAUGCGAGCGCGUCGACGUCCCCCGAUCCAGGCGCUGGCGAUGUCCCGUCCGCCGGUCUAGGGGUGGCCGUGUUCGAGUCGUGUUCGUUGUGUUCCGAUUCCCCAUCUCCACCGCCCCCGCCCUCGCUCUCGUCGUCCGAGCUCCGCGCGUCCUCGUCCAUCGCCGCUUCCCCAUCUACGCCAACGUCAACACCAACACCAACACCAACAUCAUCCUCAUCUCCCCCUUUCUCUCGUGGCUUCCACGUCCCGCGAAUCAUACUCGCCCCGUCGCCCCACCGCUUCAGCAGCCCGCCGACACCCUUGUUCGUGACCGCGAAAAAGUACUCCUUUGGAUAUGCGUGUGCCUGGAUGAGGUGCAGACGCCGCGCUUUCGGUGUGAGGAAGGGGCGGUUACAUGAUGCGAGGUAGCAUGCGAAGAUCUUCUCCCCCCGAUCGCGGCGCAGCGCCGCAAUGGGAUCAUGACACUCCGUAAUAUGCAGCUCCAACAUCCGCGCAUCCGGAAACACCCCCGCACACCCCCUUAGCGCACACACGUGCGCAUGGUACUUGGCGUAGUGCGCCUCGAGCGCGCGCGAGUCCGCGAGCGACGUCGGCGCGUGCGCGGGCGGGUGGCAUGUCGGCGGGAGCGUGCACAGCAGCGGCGCGCGGCCUGUGCUGCUGGAGCGCUGGGUCUUGGGCGUCGGUUCGCGGGCGUCGGGGUCAGUGGGUGUGUCUGAGCCUGG
Molecule: messenger RNA, 1177 nt
Organism: Coniophora puteana RWD-64-598 SS2
Lineage: Eukaryota; Fungi; Basidiomycota; Agaricomycetes; Boletales; Coniophoraceae
Exons: 3
Coding region: 8-853 (281 amino acids)
Source: RefSeq, a predicted model, not a curated record